CAGGAAUCAAACUCAGGACCUUGCACUUGCCAGGCAGGCGCUGUGCCACUGAGCUAUCUCCCCGGCACUGCUUCUUCCCUCUAUUCAACUUCCUUCCCAGAGUCCAUACUGCAAACAUGGCUGCAGUCCUCACCUGGGCUCUGGCCCUACUCUCAGCGUGUUCAGCCACCCAGGCACGGAAAGGCUUCUGGGACUACUUCAGCCAGACCAGCAGGAGCAAGGGUGUGAUGGAGCAGAUCCUGCAGCAGAAGCAGGCCCAGGACGAGGCGAGGCUGAAAGACAGCUUCGAGCAGGACCUCAGCAACAUGAACAAAGUCCUGGAGAAUCUGGGUCCCCUUGGUGGGCAAAGGAAGGAUCCUUCUCUGCUGGCCCAGGACCAGGACCUGCGGCAGCAGCUGCAGGAAGAGCUGGCGCAGGUGAGGGCUCGUCUGCAGCCCUACAGGGAGGAGGUACACAAGCAGGUGGGCUGGAACUUAGAGGGGCUGCGGCAGCAGCUGAAGCCCUACACCAUAGAGCUAAUGGAGCAGGUGGCCUCGCGUGUACAGGAGCUGCAGGAGCAGUUGCGUGUGCUUGGGGAAGGCACAAAGGCCCAGUUGCUGGGUGGCAUGGAUGAGGCACUGGGCCUGCUGCAAGACAUGCCCAGCCGCGUACUACACCACACUGGCCGUGUUAAAGAGCUCUUCCACCCAUACGCUGAGCGCCUGGUGAGUGGCAUAGGCCACCAUGUGCAGGAACUGCACCGCAGCGUGGCCCCGCACACAGUUGCCAACCCAGUCCGGCUUAGCCGCUGCGUACAGACACUGUCCCGCAAGCUCACGCUCAAGGCCAAGGCUUUGCAUGCGGGCAUCCAACAGAACCUGGACCGGCUAGGCAAAGGGCUUAGUGCCUUUGUCCGCACCAGCACAGAUAGGGCUGAGGAGGGGGCCAGCUUGGAUCCCCAGUUGCUUUCUGAGGAGGUGCGCCAGCGACUUCAGACUUUCCGCCAGGACACCUUUGAGCAAAUUGCCGCAUUCACACGUGCCAUCGACCACGAGACAGAGGAGAUGCAGCAGCAGCUGGCGCCACUCCCGCCAGGCCACACUGCCUUCACCCCUGAGUCCCCACAAGCAGAUGGUAGCAAAGCCCUGAGCAAGGUGCAGGCCCGUCUAGACGACCUCUGGGAAGACAUCACAUACAGCCUUCAAGACCAGAGCCAUAGCUAUCUGGGAGAACCCUGAAGGCCAACUUGCCGUGGUUCAUUCCCUAGCUCCUGGUGUGAGUGGCCCAGGACCUCAGCAUGGCUUGCUGGGCAAGGGCGGAGGGUUCUGCACAGGAUAGGUGAAGCCACCAGGGGGUUGCUGUCCCUGGCAUGACCAUCCUCAACUUCCCCAUCCAGAUGCAUUACACUCACUAGGCUUUGCCAACCCAGCUUUCUGUACUCAUUUAGUCAUUCUCAGGAAUUUCACUACUCAGGUGGAGGGAGUAGGGAGGGAGAAAGGCCAUAUGUCUGCAAGCCUGUGUGAGAUGGUACCAGAAGCCUGUGCCACUGCGCCUCAAGUGUGGUUCCUGUCACUUCUGGAUGACUGAUGGUCGCUGCUACAGCUGGUCCAUAGAGAGAAGCUCUUGUUUCCCCAUGGCCACCACGACAGCUUCUUUUUUUUUAAAUGCAUUUUA
Molecule: messenger RNA, 1653 nt
Organism: Octodon degus (degu)
Lineage: Eukaryota; Metazoa; Chordata; Mammalia; Rodentia; Octodontidae
Gene: Apoa5
Product: apolipoprotein A5
Exons: 3
Coding region: 117-1217 (366 amino acids)
Biological process (GO): very-low-density lipoprotein particle remodeling; cholesterol efflux; cholesterol homeostasis
Cellular component (GO): chylomicron; extracellular region; blood microparticle
Molecular function (GO): cholesterol binding; phospholipid binding; phosphatidylcholine-sterol O-acyltransferase activator activity
Source: RefSeq, a predicted model, not a curated record